Molecule: messenger RNA, 1450 nt
Organism: Micromonas commoda
Lineage: Eukaryota; Viridiplantae; Chlorophyta; Mamiellophyceae; Mamiellales; Mamiellaceae
Exons: 1
Coding region: 225-1373 (382 amino acids)
Biological process (GO): phytochromobilin biosynthetic process
Molecular function (GO): oxidoreductase activity, acting on the CH-CH group of donors, iron-sulfur protein as acceptor; cobalt ion binding
Source: RefSeq, a predicted model, not a curated record
CGCCUGGGGAUCUGGUUUCUCCAAACCCUGCCUCUCGCCUAACGAACUCACGCGUCGCGCCCUCGCGCGCCGCGGCCGAUGCGCUCGACACCGGCAGCGUCGACGAGGGCGACGCCGCGAUCGAUGACCUCACCGCCACCUCGUUCGACCCGCGCGGUGACCCCGCGACGGUCCAGUUCGCGCCCCUGCCCGACGACACCUCGGCCGUCUGCUGGCGCGACCACAUGGAGUUUCUGUUCCGAACGCUCGAUCGUUCCUUGGGCCCGCUGACCCCGGUUCACCUGCCCCCGGAGCUCGCCAGCGCGUCCGUCCCGGGCAAGGUGCGAAGCGAGACGUGGGUCUACACCUCCCCGUUCGUCCGCCGCGCGAGGUUCACCUACGUCGACGGAGGCGAAAAGACGCAGAUCUUCAACUGCGUCGUGUACCCCCGCUGCGUGGACGACUCGACGGGCGAGGAAAGUCACCUCGGCGACGCCCCGCUGCUCGGCGUCGACCUCCUCAGCCUCAACGGCGGCAAGAAAAUCCUCGUGGGCGUCGACCUCCAACCCCUCUCGAGGUCCGAGGCGUACCUCGGCCGCUACGUCGACGCGCUCGCGUCGCUCAGGGACGCGAGGUUCGCGGAGCUCAACCUGGUGGAACCCAGCGACAGAUUCUACGAGGAUGCGCAGUUCUUCUCCCCGGCGAUGCUCUUCGCGAGGCCGGUGCCCGUGGACGUCGCCGUGGACUGCGCGGUGGCCGCCGCGAAGGCCACGGGCGCGCUGCAGGACCUCGGCACCAUCACCGCCGAGGACGUGUGCGGCGUGGAGUGGGCCGAGCCCAACAGCGGCUGCGGCGUACCGCUCGUCGAGGCCAAGACGCUCGACGCCGUGAAGGCGUACGCGGCCAAGUGGCUGGAGCUGAUGGACGCGCGUAACGACGACUGGGCGAAGGCGUGGGACCAGGGCGGGCGGGCGGGCGGCGGGGCGACGUCGGCGCUCGGCUCGAGGGCUGGCUCCUUCUCGCAGAUGCUCGCCAACAACAUCAAGAGUGCCGUUGGCGCGAAAUCCGAAGGGGGCGAAGACGAGCCCGCCGCCGAAGCCGCCGACGCCGCCGAGGGCGACCCGCCCGCGCCGCCCGCGGAGAAGACCGAGGAGCCGAAGAGAGCGGCGGAAGUACGGGCCGGGAAGUACGCGCGGGUGCUGACGGCCGCGGAGUCGGCCGCGGCGCAGGAUUUCCACGACAUGUGGCAGCGGUCGCACGAUCCGGCCAUCCCGAUGUUUGCGGGUUGGUUCGGGAAGGAGUGGGCGGAGAGGCUGGCGUCGGAGGUGCUGUUUCCGGAGGACAAGGCGAAGGAGGAGCUCAAGGCGUGGGAGGCGCAGCAGAGGGGUGGAUGAUUGAUGAUGUUUGUCACGCGCCGUCUUUAGCUCGAUGUCGAUCACCGUUUUAACGCCACAGCAAGACCGACGGUGUU